GUGAUUUUGAACAGCUACCAUAUAAAAUGUAUAAUCUAAGAAAUAUUAUUUUUUUGCUGGUUUGUCUUCAAACAAUCAAAUUUUGCUAUUGCAAGGAAACAUUAGCUAAAGAUCUUAAGUUUAAGUUAAAAAGUGGUGAUCUAAUGCCUAUGGUUGGACUUGGAACGUCAAGAAUAAAAGAAAAGGAAAAUGUGGAAGAUGUUUUGGAUAAAGCUUUUGCUGCUGGUUACAGACUGAUAGAUACUGCAAAAUUGUACGGAAACGAAAUAUACAUAGGCGAAGCCCUGAAAAUUUUGUUACCUAAGCAUAAUCUGACCAGAAGAGAUAUCUUCAUCACAACAAAGUUAGCACCCGAGGACUUGGGAGAUAAGGCUUAUGAAGCUCUUAAAGAUUCAAUUCAGAAAUUAAAUACCGAAUACGUUGAUCUAUAUUUGAUUCACUGGCCUGGAGCUGCAGAUAAUUUAAACAAUAGCAUUAAAAGGGAUAAAACUUGGGAACUUUUGGCUAAGGGAGUAAAAGAUGGGCUUGCCAGGAAUAUCGGCGUUUCAAAUUUUAACAUUCGACAUUUAAAUCAAUUGUUGAAGAACGAUUUUGGUGUUAGGCCAGCAGUUAAUCAAGUGGAAUGGCAUCCAAAUUACCACCAAGAUGAUCUCAAAAAAUUUUUAGAUAAAGAAGGAAUAUUGCUUCAAGCCUAUUCAUCUUUGGGUGGUUCUAGUAACGAUAAUUUACGCAAAAAUGAAAAAGUUAAAGAAAUUGGCAAAAAACUUGGAAAAUCACCUGUUCAGGUUUUGCUUAAAUGGAGCCUCCAACAAAAUAACGCUGUUAUUCCAAAAGCUACUUCCCAAAAACACCUUGAAGAGAACAUCGAUUUAAAUUUUGUUAUUCCAGAAAAAGAUAUGAUAAUUUUAAACACUUUUAGCCAAAAGAAAAAUUCUUGGAACUCCGAAGAUAUUGAUUAAUUUUUCUUUAAUAAUUUGUAGGUACAUUUUUUUAAGAAUAAAAAAUAAUAACGAAUUAA
Brassicogethes aeneus is the source of this 1018-nucleotide messenger RNA. NCBI's taxonomy places the organism in Eukaryota, Metazoa, Arthropoda, Insecta, Coleoptera, Nitidulidae. The record is from the annotation of a GenBank genome assembly.